GUAAGUUAAUAGCGAUGCUGCCACGUCAUGCUAGCUGGAGAUAGUGAAUCAUUUUUUUCUUCCCCCCGAAAAGCUGGGUUCCCUUCCCCCCAUGGCUGGUUUCUCAUGCAAAUUGUGCACCGCGGUCCCGUAUAUCCUGAGCAUGACGUGACUUAAUAGGUGCAUUGCAGUUUGUACUAUUGCUGUCAGUUAACCUGCUCCAAACCAGAUAACGAUUCUGGCCCUUUUUAAGGUGCCGUGUGGUCUGACAAUUUGUGACAGACUUACCCAUUACCAUUCCACACCCCAGUUCUCCUCUUCAAGCUGUUUCAACUCCAUUCACCUAUUACAGGAGCAUUAUGGCCGAUCAUAUUCCAUCCACCUCAUCUAUUGAGGCUCUUAGUGUCCGUCAAUUUGACUAUAUCGUCGUCGGCGGUGGCAUCGGGGGCCUAGUAGUGGCCCGUCGCUUAAGUGAUGAUGCCACCAAGACAGUUCUGCUUAUUGAAGCCGGCGCCAAUCGUACGGGAGACGCCAGAAUCGAUACGCCUGGUUUCCUGGGCACUCUAUACGGCGAUCCCAACUAUGACUGGGAUUAUAUAAGUGAGCCUCAGAAACAUGUCAAUGGGAGGCAGAUCCCACAACCACGAGGUAAGGUGCUUGGCGGUUCCAGUGCGAUCAAUUUCUCCGCCAUUCUGUAUCCCUACCGAAGAGAUUUUGACUCAUGGUCGGAGCUGGGGAACAAAGGAUGGACAGCAGACGACCUUGCGCCAUAUCUACGCAAGUUUCAUACCUACUCUGCACCUAGUUCCGAAACAGCCGCUCUCCUAUCGCUGGACUAUAUGGAUCCUAAGAGCCAAGGUGCCGAUGGACCCCUCCCAGUGACUUUCCCCGAUAUCUACGGCCCAUUAAACCAGUCUUGGCAGAAGACGUUUGAUGUGUUGGGUUGGCAGUCAAAUUCAGACGAUCCCAUUAAGGGAGAGAAGCACGGGGCCUUCGCAUGUCCCUUGUCCAUCGAUCCCAAAACCAGGGCCCGCGCGUAUGCAACGGCUUAUUAUAGCUCCGAUGUGGCACGGAGGCCGAAUCUGCAGUUGUUGACAGAGACACAUGUGGAAAAAGUCCUUCUGAAAAAGGGAAGUGAUGGUUCGAUUUCGGCAACGGACGUGCAGGUGCUGACCAAGGAAGGAGAGCACCACCAGAUCUCUGCCAGGAGAGAGGUCAUCCUGUCUGCCGGCUCCAUCAAUACACCUCAGAUCCUGGAGCUUUCAGGCAUUGGACAAGAGGAGAUUCUCAACAAACACGGUAUUCCCGUCGUCAUCAGCAAUCCUAGGGUCGGAGAGAACCUGCAAGACCAUUGCCUUGCCGCAGUCAGUUUUGAGAUCGCCGAUGGUCAAGCCUCAGGAGAUCUCCUGCGAGAUCCGAAUUUACUGCAGUCUGCGAUCAAAUCGUAUCAAGAGUCCCAGUCCGGUCCGCUCUGUGGCAUGCCUCUAAGUAUUGCAUAUCUGCCGCUAGUUGACCGAAAUGGCAUCGUGAGCAAGGAUGUGGCCGAGAAGUUGGUGCAAGAACAUUUGCAUACACCCGCAGACCAUCCCGGGAUUAAGAGACAGUACGAGGUUCAGCGCCAGACAUUUGUUGACGCGAAAUCAUCAACGGCUGAAUAUCUCUUCCUGCCAGCCCAACUCCGCAUGCAGCAAGGGAAGACAACCAUGGGUGAGCUACUCGCUCCAGCUCUUCCAGGCAACUAUAUCAGCAUCCUCAUCCUGAAUAAUCACCCCUUCUCGCGAGGAUCGGUUCACAUCCGCUCCGCCGAUCCGCUGGCGAAGCCUGUCUUCGAUCCUAACUAUCUCUCUCAGCCGAUCGACCUUGAGGUCCUGGCGCGCCACACACAGUAUCUGGAGCAGAUCGUCCAGACAGCCCCAUUCUCGACUCUGCUGAAGAGCCCAUCGAGUCGGAUCCCUGAGGAGGCUGCCGCGGGCUUCGAAGACCUGGAACUGGCCAAGAAAGUUGUCAAGGACCGUCUCUUCACCUGUUUCCAUCCGGCGGGGACCUGUGCCAUGCUGCCCAAAGAGCUCGGCGGCGUGGUGAACGACCGGUUGGUCGUCCAUGGGACAAAGAAUCUGCGCGUUGUGGACGCGAGCGUCUUCCCCUUAGAGCCGACGGGAAAUAUCCAAGCGACCGUCUUUGCAGUUGCAGAGAAGGCGGCUGAUCUGAUCAAAGAGGACAACAAGAAUUGAACCAAACCAGCAUGUAGUUAACGAGCUCAUAUCCCAUCACUUCAUACAUAAGCGAAGAUAUAUCAGACUACUACCCAAAUUAGGAAGUACAAUAAAACAAUGGCCGACAGAAGCAAAGUAUGCCGUCAUUCCGGACAUAUCGCUGCUGUCGUCCCGACGAUAUUAAUAUCAAUAUUACAAUCAAUGUCUGCGUCUACAAUUGCGUGGCUUUCCCGUCAAUUCUUCCCUUCUAGCUACUGUGCUUUCCUUCCAUGACAUAGCUUCGUAUCAAACUCUACAUAAGGUCGUUCACUAUCACAAUUGACUCUCGCAAAACUCAAGGACC
Molecule: messenger RNA, 2535 nt
Organism: Paecilomyces variotii
Lineage: Eukaryota; Fungi; Ascomycota; Eurotiomycetes; Eurotiales; Thermoascaceae
Product: putative aryl-alcohol dehydrogenase
Exons: 2
Coding region: 339-2210 (623 amino acids)
Molecular function (GO): oxidoreductase activity, acting on CH-OH group of donors; flavin adenine dinucleotide binding
Source: RefSeq, a predicted model, not a curated record